CAUAAGAACGUCGUGAUAAUGAAAGAGCAAAGUUUGUAUGUUUGGGAGCCUCUCGCAUUCAACUCGCAUUCGUCCUCGAGUUCGUGUGGAAGCCAUUCAGAGCGGAGGUGGCCAGGAGCGUGGCAUUCGAAGUGGAACCGUUCCGACUCCACUGGUCGUUGGAUUGGGGGAAGCCUGUGAAAUCGCUAGCCGUGAAAUGGAGUACGAUCACAAAUGGAUGGAGUUCCUCUCGAAACGCCUGAUGGACCAAAUCUUCGCAUCGCUACCGAAAGUCAUCCGCAAUGGCGAUCCAGUUCAUUCUUAUCCCGGAUGUAUCAAUCUGUCGUUUGCAUACGUUGAGGGUGAAUCGCUGUUGAUGGCGCUGAAAGACGUUGCCCUCUCGAGUGGGUCGGCUUGCACUUCGGCUUCGCUGGAACCGUCGUAUGUGCUGCGUGCGAUUGGUGCCGACGAAGAUCUGGCUCACAGCUCGAUUCGCUUUGGCAUCGGACGGUUUACCACCAUCGAGGAAAUCGACUACAUAGCUGAAAAGUGCAUCAAGCACGUGACUCGACUCCGAGAGAUGUCCCCGCUGUGGGAGAUGGUCCAGGAAGGUAUCGACAUCAAGUCGAUCCAGUGGUCGCAGCAUUAGAGCGGACGGGUCGGGGCAUAUUUUAAAGAGAGAUUUGAUUUUGUAUGUUCUGCUGUGUAUGGUUGAAUUCAGUGAGGGUUUUUUUUUUUAAUUGU
Molecule: messenger RNA, 723 nt
Organism: Ochlerotatus camptorhynchus
Lineage: Eukaryota; Metazoa; Arthropoda; Insecta; Diptera; Culicidae
Product: cysteine desulfurase-like
Exons: 1
Coding region: 38-628 (196 amino acids)
Biological process (GO): iron-sulfur cluster assembly
Cellular component (GO): mitochondrion; nucleus; cytosol
Molecular function (GO): cysteine desulfurase activity
Source: RefSeq, a predicted model, not a curated record